Populus euphratica (Euphrates poplar) is the source of this 1018-nucleotide messenger RNA. RefSeq lists its product as uncharacterized. The record is from RefSeq and is a predicted model, not a curated record. The transcript has 3 exons. Lineage: Eukaryota; Viridiplantae; Streptophyta; Magnoliopsida; Malpighiales; Salicaceae. The coding region runs from base 107 to 994 and encodes 295 amino acids.
UUCAUUCGUUUGCAUUUAUCAGUAAGAUCUCUCUUCUUCUUCUUCUUGAACCACCAAUCCCCUUGUUUCAGAGAAAUUUAUACCAAAUUAAAGGAGAAGUGUCGAAAUGUCGGGUGUUUCUCUCGCUGUGAAUCCACCAUAUGAACCUAAUAGAACCACUGUUUCAGCAACAAAGGCUCCGCUUCAGCGACAGGAAAAGCAGAAUUCGAUGGUAGGAGGUUUAAUGGGAUCAUUGCGUGUUAUAGAACUUCAACUAGUAGCCUUCAUUAUGGUUUUCUCAGUUAGUGGCCUUGUCCCGCUACUUGAUCUAGUCUUCCCAGCCUUCACCUCUGCUUAUCUUCUAGCCCUCUCGCCCUUCGCUUUCCCUUCAUAUGGCAGAACCUCAUCAGAGAUUUUCCAAGGAAGCAGAUUUUUUAGAUUCUACGUCAUUUUGGGAACAACCAUAGGACUGUUCUUGCCCCUAGCCUACGUGUUGGGUGGGUUUGCAAGGGGUCAUGAUCAAGCAGACGGGUCAGUAACAGCUCAUUUGUUCUUGCUCUCGUUUCAGAUCCUUACUGAGAACAUAAUAAGUGGUCUGUCGUUGUUUUCACCGCCAGUGAGGGCAUUAGUACCCUUGCUUUAUACAGUCAGGAGGAGCUUUGUUAACAUUGAUUGGAUAAGCGAUGUGUGGCUCACCAAAACUCUACCAGCAACUGCUCAAGUUAAGGACAUUGCGUGGUAUUCGUUUGGGAGGAGUCUAGCAGCUGCCAAUCUAGCAUAUUUCUCAAUCAAUCUUCUUCUUUUUUUGAUCCCGAAAUUCCUUCCACGGGCUUUUGAGAAGUAUUUCAGGGAUAUGGAUGAAAAUGAAUCAAAGAUGGCAGAGGACAAGCGUUUUGCCGCUGCAAACAAAACCAAAUCAGCAGAUAAGAAAGCUGCUUGGUUCACUUCUGUUUAUUUAUCAUCACAUUUGGAGCAGUUCUUCUACUUGUGCAAGGAUUUUUUUUUUUGGUUAUAAAAGGACAUGUUUCUGAUCAGCAAC